Molecule: messenger RNA, 1307 nt
Organism: Papilio polytes (common Mormon)
Lineage: Eukaryota; Metazoa; Arthropoda; Insecta; Lepidoptera; Papilionidae
Product: zinc carboxypeptidase-like
Exons: 7
Coding region: 17-1252 (411 amino acids)
Biological process (GO): proteolysis
Molecular function (GO): zinc ion binding; metallocarboxypeptidase activity
Source: RefSeq, a predicted model, not a curated record
AACCUUACACAUUAAUAUGUUAAAAUUACUAAUUUUGUGUUUGUGUUGUGUAUUGACAUUGUCAGAAAAAGUUCGUUAUGAUAAUUACACAUUGUACAAUGUACAACCGGCAACAAAAGAACAUUUACAGUAUUUAAAGGAACUGUAUAAAGCGAAUGAAUUGCUUGAUUUCUGGAGUGUACCUACGACAGUUGAAAAUCAUGUCAGUGUUGUUUCUCAACCGAAAUGUAGGGAAGAAUUUGAAAAAGCACUCGAGAAACAUGGAAUCAGUUAUAAUAUUGUAUUGGAAGAUAUUCAAAGAGUAUUUGAUGACCAAGCACGGAGUAGAAGGAAACGUGACCAUGGAAUGUAUUGGACCAACUAUCAAACUAUAGAUGAAAUUUACGAAUGGUUACACGAGCUUGCAAGAACUCAUAAUAAUGUUGUUACUUUGAUUGAAGCUGGAAAAACACACGAAGGUAGAAAUAUAACUGGGGUUAGAAUAUCACGUCGUUCUGGAAGAAAGGCUUUCUUUAUCGAUGGCGGUCAGGUCGGCGCGGAUUGGCUAUCACCUACAGUUGUCACGUAUUUAAUAAAUCAGUUGGUGACCGGAGAUGAUCCUGAAGCUAGAUCGGCGUCUGAGGAUUUCGAAUGGCAUAUCUUCCCGAUUGUGAAUCCUGAUGGACACCAAUUCUCUCAAGAUUCUGUAAGACUUUGGAUGAAAAAUCGUAGACCUACACGUAGUUCUGCUAUAGGAGUUGAUCUAUCUAAAAACUGGAAUUCACAAUGGGCUGUAAGCGGAGGCAGCUUCAAUCCCUCUGAUAGUAAUUACGUAGGUCUAGGCCCGUUCUCCGAGCCUGAGACGAGAUAUGUAUCUCGUUAUAUUGAUACAAUAGGUACCAAUCUUGCCGGAUUAUUGUCCUUUAGAGCAUUUGGUCAAAGGCUACUGAUACCAUUCGCCCACACCACAGAUCCAAUGUACAACUAUCGGGAUAUGUUGACGAUUGGUAGACGAGCUAUGGGAUCAUUAGCUGUUAAGUACAAUACACAGUAUCUUGUAGGAACAUCGAAGGAAGUGCAUGAUGGUUCUACCGGAACUAUCGCUGAUUGGGUAAAACACCGCUUCAACCCACCUGUUGUGGCGACAUACCAGCUGAGGGAUAGAUCAUGGGGCUACACGUUACCUGUGAACCAAGUUCUACCUUCAUGUGAAGAAACAUACGAUUCCGUUAUGGCUAUAAUCAGAGAGGCCAAGUUUUUAAAUGUAUUAUAGAGAGUCGAAAUAUCAAAGCCUUUAAAAAAUAAAUAUUUUAAGUAUCUGUAUUUUA